AUGUACUUCGACGAUUCUCACUCCCACAACCUCCACCACUACGACGAACACUCCGCCGACAAUUCCAUCUCGCCGCCGACGACAUGCUCCCAGGGCCACCGCUCCUCCCUCGUCCUCCAAACCAACCAAGGCGGCUCCAUCUGCCUCCAAUCUCCCACCGUCCACGUGUCCUACGCUCUCUCCCAGCUCUCCCAGGCCCUCUCCGACCCUCCCUUCCUCCGCUCCCUCCUCACCUUCCACUCCCGCCUCCUCGUCUCCCCCCUCGUCCAAACCCUAGCCUCCUUCGACGACGACCCCAUCGCACGACAAGUCGUCGAUCUCGUCUCUGCGCUUUGCGAUUCCGCCGAUCCCUCGCUUGCCGGUGACUUCGUCGCUCGCCUCUCCGACCGGCUCUCCUCCGGCGCCUUGGCUUGGAGUCGCCGUCAGGUUUACACGCUUCACUGCUUAGGAGUUCUCCUGAACUGUCAGCAGAGUAAUCCUUUCGCUCACAUUAGAGACAAAAAUGGCCUCAUUAAUAAUCUUGUUGAAGGUCUUCAACUACCAAGUGAAGAGAUUCGGGGAGAAAUACUGUUUGUUCUGUACAAAGUAUCUGCUCUCCACUAUGCAUCAGAGGAUGCUGAUAGAUAUGAUCUUUUUCUUUUCUUUUGCCCCAAGCUAGUGCGUCUGUCUCUGGAGGCCCUCAUAAAGACUCAAAGUGAUAAUGUCCGCUUGAAUUGUAUAGGUUUGUUUUUGACCUCUUUUAUACUUUCAAAAAACAGCAUGAGUUCAUCUGAAGGAGAUAGCUAUGGAGAAGCUACAGAAGAUGGAAAGGAUAUGCCCAUAUUAUUCACCGAGGCCAUCAAAGGCCCACUUCUUUCAACAGAUACCCAAGUCCAGAUCAGCACAUUAGAUUUGCUCUUUCACUAUAUGUCCUGUGAAGGCACUACGUGCAGAGAAAUCCAAGUACUGGUUGAAGAAAGCAUUGCAGAUUAUGUGUUUGAAAUACUGAGGUUGUCAGAAUGCAAGGAUCCGGCGGUCAAAUCUUGCCUUCAGGUACUUGCCUUCAGGUACUUGAUAUUUUAUCAAAAACAGAGGCUUGUUGUUGGGUUUGCAACUCUGGUUCCAGUACUACUAGCUGAAGUUCCUCUGCAUCCGGUUCAGAAUCAAACACUGAAGCUCAUUUUGAAUUGCGUUUCUAAUUGCCCUGGAAUGCUAUCCUCCUAUCAUGUAGAGGAACUAGUUCCUGUUUUAACAAAGAUGCUUAAACAACAUACCGAUGGGGAUAUGGGCAUGCCUCAGGAGACAUUUACAAUGACCUGUUCAGUCCUUGUAGCUAUCAUAAGAACUCCAUCUUUUCAUGUGAGUGUGAAUCUAGUAACAUCAAUUAAAGAAGCAUUGGAGUAUGCUGUCGUAGCUUGUCUGAGUAUAUCCAACAAACAUCCCGGUCAACUUCUGCAUUCACUGUUCCUACUUAAAGAGGCGUACUUGUGUAGUUGUGAAGACAACUCUACUCACUCUAAAAUAGAAUUACAAAAUUUCAGUUUGAGUUUGUGUACAAAACAUUUGUUGCCUUGGCUCAUAACCACCUUCAAUGAAAUGGAAGAGGAAACUGUCCUUGGAGUACUGGAAAUUUUUCAUUUAAUACUACUUCAGGAUGCUGAUAACCAAGCCAGAGAAUUUGCAGUGACACUAAUUUCAAGCACUUGGUUCACUUUGUCAUUUGGAUUUUUAGGCUUAUUCCCUACAGAGAAGAUGAAGUGGAGGGUGUAUCUGAUGCUCAGUUCACUGGUGGAUGUGCUUUUGGGAACUGAUACUGGGCAACCCAUUAGGGAUGCUACUUCAUAUCUGCCAUCUAAUCCCAUUGAUUUGUCUUUUCUACUUGGUCAAAGGAACUCGCGUGAUUCUGAAUUAUCUUCUCGUCAAUCUGCCAUUUUGUUGCUCCUAUACAUCAGUUCUUUACAUGAUGAAAGACUUGCAGAUGAUAAGUUGGUUUUAGCUUCUCUGGAGCAAUAUAUUUUGGUCAACAAUAGUCAUCUCCAAAGUGGAGCCACUAAUUCGUUCACGGUGAUGAUGCUGUUGUAUCUCUAUGGCCUUUAUAGGGGUCUUGCUAAGGUUAGCCACCAAAUCUUCUAUAGUCCAAAAGCUGAAAGAAUCCUGUUCGUCGGAGUUUUGUUUCAAAUAGUAAAUCAAAAUGAGUGGGAUUUGUCUUCUGCGAGAAUUCAUCCAAUAUCAUUGAAAUGGUUCUUUCCACAAGAGAGACUGAUAAUCUCCUUGUCUUAUCAGCUUCUGAAAUUUUGCAGAAGGAAUACAUCAAAUGGUGCUGACAUCACUUCCCACGGAAAGAUUAGUCAUGUAUUUAAUGUUAAUGCAAUUGCAGAGUUAACAGUAGAAGAACAUAUAACAGAAGGUCAAGAGCAAGAGAUAGUUUCUGUAGUCAAUCUCAUCACUAUUGUCAACAUAUAUCCAACAGUUUCAGACCAGUUAUGCCGUCUUGGUAUUGGAAAUGCAGCUCGGAUUCUUUAUUGUGACCCCUGCUAUACACAGUCCCCACAGAUAUACACAGCAUUCUUAGUUCUUAUUUUUAAAAUUCUAUGCUCAGUGCAACAUGAUACUCUUUCUGAUGAUGAAAGUUGGCAAGCAGUGAUUGUGAAGUGGAUAAACGGUAUCACCACAAAAGCUGCAGACAUGUGGAAUCACGUUCUCUUAGUAAUUGGCAUACUGUGCUUGAUUUUGCGCCAUUCUGCUAAUGCAGUGCUUUCGGAAGCUUCAAAAAGUAUCAUUUUCAGUAUUUCUAUAAUUUCUAUAAUCAAUAGUGUAGUUCAUGCAGCAUGUCUUAAGGGGCCAGCAUUGGUUGACCAUGAUGAAGGAACAAGCAUGGGAGAGAUUUUGAUAUUUCUGCUUCUUCUUAAUUACUUCACUAUAAGAAGUUUGCACAUUGUUCUACCAGAUAUUGUGGACUGGAAAGUUUUCUUAGAUCCCUCAGUUAGGAUGCAGUCAUUUUCCUUUAUUGGCAUAUACUGCCAUGACCUAUGCAGACUAAUGCAUUUUGGAUCUCCUGUGGUGCAUUUUGGAUCUCCUGUGGUCAAACUUGCUGCUUCAUACUGCCUGUUGGAGUUGUUUACCAGAAUAUCUGAGCAGAGGAAUAGAACAGGGGAGGAGUUGUUAUGUGACAAAAAGUACCUCAGUUCUGUGAUGGCGUGCACAGAGAACAAUGAGUCAUUUGGCAGUGUGGUAAACAAGAGAAAUGAUGAAUUUAUAUGCAUAAUGCAGGUGUGCAGAACAAAGUAUACUGACAGCACUAAGGACGAUGGUGCGCAAGAGCAUAGAGAGGUGAUAAUUGACCUGGAUGAUUUGGGAGAAGUCUGUGAGUAUCUCAUCCAUUUGAUGUCAUCAGAGUCGUCUCUAGAAAAGAAUUCUGGAGGAUCACAUGUCGAAAAUAAGAGAUUGUUAGAAGAAUUAGAGCUUUUCUUUAGAACUUUAACAGUACAGGAUGGAAACUAAGAUCAUUGUGUUAGUUCAGCUUCAUUUUAGUU
Molecule: messenger RNA, 3512 nt
Organism: Argentina anserina (silverweed cinquefoil)
Lineage: Eukaryota; Viridiplantae; Streptophyta; Magnoliopsida; Rosales; Rosaceae
Product: protein PUTATIVE RECOMBINATION INITIATION DEFECT 1
Biological process (GO): meiotic DNA double-strand break formation
Source: RefSeq, a predicted model, not a curated record